AGCAACGCGCCAGUCUAGGAAAAAGCUGCUUGAUUUUGCUAAGGCAUCAGGACAGACAUACUCAAUACGGCUAAAUAAGUUGUUUUUGAACAAGAAGUGCUACGUUUACUGUUCUACCACUGACAAUGUAUGCGAAGUCAACAUGCCACGUGCAGCACGCUCUUCUGUUCGGUCGCGUCAAGCUAUCGAAGGAAAUGGUUCGACAUAGCUAGCACAUGCGCAAUCUAAUAACACCAUAUCUGUUUUUUUCACUAACGUGCGAAGUCUACUAAAUAAACGUGCUGCGGUGUCCUCACUGAUUGAUUCAUGCGCUGUUGACAUAGUAUGUCUCACUGAAACAUGGCUCUCUGCUCGGAUAAAAAAUAGCGAAAUUUUUGAUUGUGAAAAACUGUAUUCAUGUUAUCGCUGCGAUCGUGGUGUGCGAUCAGGUGGAGGUGUCUUGAUUGCAGUAUCUGAAACGCUCACUUCAAGCUCAGUUUCCAUAGAAACACCACUUGAACUUGUUUGCGUGCGCGUUGUACUCGACAACAGAGAUGUUAUAUUUUGCACAUGCUAUCGCCCUCCUACUGCUUCGACAUCAUUUUGCGAUGACCUUCACGACGCAUUGAACAAAUUAGUUGUCAGAUACCCUAACGCUCCCCUUUUUCUUCUUGGUGACUUUAACUUUCCCGAUAUCAUUUGGCGUAACGACAUGGCAACGUCCCAGUCUUCUCAGAGUACCCAGUUCAUAAACACUUGUUUGGAUUUCCACUUCACCCAGCUUGUACUGAAACCAACGCGCGUGUCUGCCUCUUCAUCUAACAUACUAGAUCUGAUUCUCACUACGAACCCUGACACAGUUUCCCCAAUUAUUUACAUAAAAGGCUUAAGUGAUCACCGUGCACUCACUUUUCAUAUCAACGCACGGGCUCCUGUUAAGAAAACUACGAAGGUGAUCCGCGAUUACAGCAAAGCCGACUUGGCUUCCAUUACCGCUGAAAUGGAAAAUUUCGCAGCUUCUUACAUCGCUAAUUGCGAUCAGCGCUGUGUUGAAGAAAACUGGUGCAUUUUCAAAAAUAAAUUGUUGUCAUUAAUCGAACGUUUCGUACCGCAAAGAACAGUCGCUUGCAAGCCACGGUCCCCUUGGUUCAACCCCUUUUUGAAGCGACUACGUAACAAAAAAAAAAAGCGGUUGUUUCGUCGCGCAAAAGCUUCAUGCAGUGACGCUGCUUGGUCCGCUUACUACCUCACUGAAAAUGACUACAACACAGCCUCCGCUAGUGCGAAACAGCAUUUUUAUUCUGUUACCCUUCCGUCCAUCUUGCAAACUAAUCCUCGUAAAUUCUGGACCAUAGUUAACGGUACACCAAGCAAAAUAAUCCAAUUAACAUACCCAAAUGAUCAACCUGUUGCUCCUGAAGAAUGCUGUAAUGUAUUUAAUGAUGUGUUCUCUUCACAUGUUACCACAAUGCCACGUGGAUUACCGCUUGUAUCCAAUUCUGGUUUUUCGCCCAUGGAUCCAAUCUCUAUUGACUGGGUUGGUGUUAGCUGCCUAAUUAACAAUCACAAAACGUCCUCCUCUGCCGGCCCAGACUGCCUGAACUCAAAAAUUUUGAAGUGUACUAAUGUAUUUUCUGCUGUUAUUUUGUCGCACAUUUUCACUCAGUCAUUACAGCAGUCUGUUCUUCCACACGACUGGUGCGUGGGAAAGGUGAUUCCAGUUCAUAAAUCAGGACGAGCACGGACUGGAAUCGCCUUCCCGCCUCAAUCGCACUCAUCACCGACCCUACUAACUUCAAGACCGCCGUUCAAAAUGCCUUUUGUUAGUAUUUUUGUUAAUACUUUUUUGUUUGUAUUUUUUACUGCAUUACUUCUUGUUUUGACUCCACUCCUUUCUGUAACGCCUUCGGGCCUUGAAAGUACGUGAAAUAAAUAAAUAAAUAAAUAAAUAAACCUUCUGCUUCCUUUCGUCCGCACAGGACACGCGCUAAUGGACCUAAGAGCUCUUCUCAGUGCAAAUCACGCACUUACUGAAUACCUACGCGCUUAACCUUAGAAAAUAAAAAAGAAAACGCUUAUAAAGAAAAUAAGGUUAACUAAUACACACGCGCGUUACCAUAGGCCUCUCAACGAUAACCUUUCCACUCAGGUUACUUACACACACACAAAAAAAAAAACCUAUCUACUUAUUAAUGAACACCUCGCGAUACAUGUUUACAAAAAAACGCGUCUUUCAACUCUCGGAGCUUCUCGAACGAAAACAUAAAGAAAGCUCAUACCUUACUUAUUGAAAGAAACUUAAAUCCGGAAAAUUAUCCGAGUGCUCAAAAAAAUAAAACAAAACAGAACAUUUUCCUUCUACGGAAGCUCUCUUGGCCUCCCUUUUCAAACGUUUACAACUGACUGAGCCGUACCCGAGGUUGAGCCGUACCCGAGGUGGUCGCGGUCCGAAAGCUACUCUGGCUACCGAGGAACAACAAAAGGGCUGACUCACUAUUAGCACCCCCAAGACGUUACAGUCCCCUGCCAAUUUGCGUCCUGGCGCCCCGUUUUCAUCACGAACUCGUUUAACCGCGUCGCUACUCCCCACCUGGUCUCGUCUUGCCACCUUGCGCUUCUUCGUACUACACGCUGAGCGUCGAAAAGAACGACGGAACGACGAGG
Messenger RNA from Dermacentor andersoni, 2643 nucleotides. Lineage: Eukaryota; Metazoa; Arthropoda; Arachnida; Ixodida; Ixodidae. The record is from RefSeq and is a predicted model, not a curated record.